Molecule: messenger RNA, 891 nt
Organism: Guillardia theta CCMP2712
Lineage: Eukaryota; Cryptophyceae; Pyrenomonadales; Geminigeraceae
Exons: 3
Coding region: 205-891 (228 amino acids)
Biological process (GO): protein phosphorylation
Molecular function (GO): ATP binding; protein kinase activity
Source: RefSeq, a predicted model, not a curated record
GAUUGGGGGGGAUGGCAACGGAGGGUUGGAGUAGCCCCGCGAGGCGGCUGCUCAAUAUUGUUGAGCAACCAUUGGGCGGAUCAGAAGAGCAUAGAAUAGAGGAAGUUGGAUGCAUAUCCACACCUGUCUCUUGUUACAAGACCAGCUGAAGAGAGCAAACUAUCGCAUACAUUUCCUUGAGCUCCCUGGGAUAAUCGGCUGAACAUGCAAAGGCCCCAAUCCACCAGGGAUGAUUUCGAUUUCCUCCGGAAGGUGGGCAGAGGAGCAUCCAGUGUUGUCUUCAAGGCACGCAGGAAAGCGGACAACCGAGUUUACUGCGUCAAGGAGAUCGACAUGUCAGCGGUGGUACCUGAGGAGGAGGAGCAGGCCCUGCUGGAGGUGCAGCUGCUUGCUUCCUUCGAGCAUCCUUACGUGAUCCGCUACUACGACUCCUUCCUCGAUGAUGAGAUCCUGCACAUUGUGAUGGAGUGGGCAGAGCAUGGCACCUUGUCGGACAGGAUCAAGAGCGAAGAGGGAAAGGUGAUGAAGGAGAUUCAGAUCUGGAAGUGGACGCUCCAGAUAACGGUGGGGCUGAACCACAUGCACGAGAAGAAGGUGCUGCAUCGCGACCUCAAGUCAGCGAAUGUCUUCAUCACUGCCAACGGGGACGCGAAGAUCGGAGACCUUGGGGUGUCGAGGAUGCUUAACAACACCCAGGAGAUGGCGCACACGAUGGUGGGGACGCCCUACUACCUGAGCCCUGAGCUGUGCGAGGGAAGCCCGUACAACGUCAAGUCGGACGUGUGGGCGCUGGGAUGCGUGAUCUUCGAGAUGUGCACGGGAGGAGGGCUUCCAUUCCAGGCGAGCAACCAGGGGGCCCUCAUCCUCCGCAUCCUCUCCUGCUGCCUCUAA